GGAGGGGAGAGAGGCAGCGCGAGGGAAGAUGGCGGCGCUGAAGGAGGAACAGAGCUAUGGGCUCUCCUGUGGCAAACUCAGCUCGGGCAGCAACGUUUCCGUGCUUCACGUCAAGCUCACCGACAGUGCGCUGCGUGCUCUCGAGGCUUACCAGAACUGCAAGGGCAAUCUCUCCUGCCAGCCAGCGAUUCGCUUUGAAGGAAACCAAGGGCAAAUCACCAUUCCGAGACCAGACAGCCCGAAUGAUGUGCGAACAUUCACGUUUUACCUCUGCAAUGUUGGAAGGGAUAAUCCUCAAUGCAGUUUUGACUGUAUUCAGCAGUAUCAAUCCCGGCUUGGCAAUGUGCAGUUGGACUGUCUUGGGGGCAUACAGGAUAAAAUCACUGUGUGCGCGACUGAUGACUCGUACCAAGUGACCAGGGAACGUAUGACUCAGGCAGAGGAGGAGACUCGAAGCCGGGGAACAAUAGUAAUUAAACCUGGAGGUCGAUACAGAGCUAAAAGAGUGCUAUGCAAGCCAGCUGCAGGCAUCCCUGAUGCUGUUCCUGAAAGGAGGCGGCCAACACCAGUGAACUUAGCGAAUGUAAUGAAGAAGUAUGUUAGUAGUGUUUCCCAGCGACCCUAUCGAGACAGAGUCAUCCACUUACUAGCUCUGAAAUCCUACAAGAAACCAGAGUUAAUUGUUCGGUUGCAGAAAGAUGGAGUCAGUCAGCAGGAUAAGGACUCCUUGGAAAAUCUCCUACAACAGGUGGCCAAUCUGAAUGUCAAGGAUGGUACCUUCACCCUGAAAGACUUUGCAUACAAGGACGUCCAAAGAGACUGGCCGGGUUACUCGGAUGGCGACCAGCAGUUGUUAAAGAGAGUUCUUGUUCGGAAAUCCUGUCAGCUACACAAUGCCGGUGGGGGCACCGGGGAGACACCUUCAUCGAGUCCAAAGGACAGUGCAACUUCAGCCUCCCCGCCACAGAAACGGCCACUGCCCAAUGAUUUCAUCGAUCCGCUGGCUAAUAAAAAACCCAGAAUAUCUCUUCUGACUAGUCGAGUGCCUCCCACUUUGAAUGGGAGGUUAAAACCUUCCAAUGGGAAAGAGGCAGCAGCUGCCACCGUUGAUGCGGCCGCCCCAGAGUCCGGAGGCUCGUCGUCCACUGUGCCGUCGUCCACUGUGCCGUCGUCCACUGUGCCGUCGUCCACUGUGCCGUCGUCCACCGUGCCAGCGCUGGGGGAAGCCCAGCGAGCUCACCAACCUCUCUCUGACGUCAGCAACGACUCUAGCCAGAAUGGCAGAGAUUGCGAAGGCCCCAACGCCCCGGAGCGGCCCGGCUGUCCGGUUCCUCUGCACCCGCCCAAUCCCAGCGUGGCCAGCGCCCCUUCAUCUCACCUGAGAUCCAGAAAAAAGUCUAAAAAGCACAAAGACAAGGAGCGAACGCGGGAGAAGGAAGGUGGUGAGGAGGACUGUGGAGAACGAGAGAGAGAUUCCAAGUGUCUUCAGAGCUGUAGGGAGCAGAAGAAAGAUCCCGCACAGAAGCCUUCAGGUUUGAACGGGAUGUGCAACAGCUCCAGUGUUCCGACUCCAGCAUCGGAUGCGCCUGAUUACUUACUUAAAUAUGCAGCGAUUACAUCGCAGGAGCAGAGGCAAGGUUACAAAACUGAUUUCAACGCAGAGUAUAGUGAGUACAGAGACCUGCACUCCAGGAUAGAGAGCAUCACCAGGCGGUUCACACAGCUGGACGCUGAGCUGAAACAACUCUCGCCAGGGACUGCCAACUACAAGAAUAUCCACGAUCAGAUUUUACAGGAAUAUCGUAACAUUAAAAAGACGAAUCCCAACUACAGCCAAGAGAAAUAUCGUUGUGAAUAUCUGCACAACAAACUGGCUCACAUUAAGAAACUAAUAGCAGAAUAUGACCAGAAGCAAUUACAAUCCUGGCAUUAGCCCAGCUUUACCGAUUUGAGAGGGAGAGACGGCAAGCAAUUGCAUUUAAUUGUGUUUCCAGCUUCUCCUGCGUGUCUGCUUCAAGAAGAUGAAACUGCAGCAACUGAGACCAGCACUAACCUUAAUAAAUAGAGGAAAAUGUGGGAAUAGGAGGGGGGGGGGGGGGGGGGAGGGGCAGGGAGCGCCGGUCAGUAAGCGUCUAGUGAGGAGAGAUUAGUGUUCUAAAGGACAAAGGCUUUAAAAAAAAUAAUGGAAGCAAUAUUCAGGACUUGCUGUUCAUUGUAUCCCCCCAGCUCUUCAGACUUUCAUUAUUUAUCCCUCCCACCACCUGCUAUGUGUUGAGCUCUUCAUACCUGCUGUCCAUUGAGCUCCCCCACACCUGACUUCUCAGACAUCUUCCUGGAUAUUUUUGCUGCUGCUCUUUAUUUGCAUCCUUCACUGCGCCAAGACACGGUUAAAAUAUUAGCUGUAAAUUGUGCCAACCAGAGAAACAAUUAGUGGGUUGGCGCAUGUGUCCUGUUGCCCUGGUGGUUGGGUGCCCCUUGCAUGCAAGCUACAUUACCUGCCAAAAACAGGGAGUUCAGGAGCAGUCACUUUCAGCUAGUUCACAGAGUCCGAGAUCCAGCCUGCUUAGCCUGAGGGUUGUCCACGGGACCUGGUCACUCCCAAGAUGUCCAGUCACCUGUUAAUGACCAAAGUUGCAUCAGCUUUUCAGGGUCUGCUUGCUGACUGUAAGCCUGAAGUUCAGAGAACCCUGCUACUAAUUCUAAAGCUCACUGGCGAAGGGAUACCUGGCUCACUCAUCAAGUGUUAUCUACUGGCAUCAAAGCAAUGGUGUCGCCUCCAGUAUCAGUAUUCACGGCUCUGAUCCCACCCACUAUCCAGCCACCGUUGGAAUUGAUGGAAUUGCCAUUAACUGAUUGUUUUGUAAUUCAUUUUGUCAUGAAUCAGUGCUUCAAAGAUAGAUAUCGGGACCCGUGCUCUGUGAAAGUGUUUUUUCAAGUUAUCUUGGGUGUAAUCAGAAAUCUCAUUAGUCCCCGUGUGGGUCAUUUUCAUCCCUAUUUCGUGUAUUUAUGGCUUGGGUCUUCAGUAAGAAGUCUUGUUUUUUGUUCUCCCCUCCCUGCUCGGUUCUGGCAGACAGUGAGACGGCUGGUUACAUCAAUAACCUGAGCCUAAAAUCCUAGGUGCUUCCACCUGUCCUUCAAGGCCUGAUAUUGAACUGUAACUUCCUUAUUUACCCGCUACGGGCAGCACAUGGCUGCCGUCUCAUGUCUCUGUUGAUGCGGCUCCUGUUCUACACUGGAUCCUAGCAUCUGACACUUUUUUCCCCCUCAUUAUCUGCAUCUUGCUUUCCCUAUAUCUCUCCUCAAGGUAGAAGCACUGACAAAGAGAAAAUCUGACUUAAUUUAAAUGUCUGAAAGGUUAUUUUUGUUUCACUGUAAUGAGCACUCUGCGAGAGGACGAGUACAGUUUUGACAGUUUGAUGAAAUGAUGAACUGUUCAAGAUCUGAAUUGAAUUAAGUGUUAGAUCCUUAUCAGUCUCCACCCCACCCCCAUUUCAGUUUAUGCUCCCUUUUAUACCCAAACUAAUCUAAACUUGUAUAAUGGACUAAAAGGGCAAUUCAAUAUAUAUUUUAUUUAACGAGCAGCACCUUAAACAAACAAUUUAACAAAUAAUUUCACAUUUCUAUUUAAGCCUUGCAAUUUCAGCUGCUUUAUGAAUGAUGUACACUUCUCUGUGUCCCAGACUUGUCCACUCGUGCACGUAGCACACACUAUCCCAUUGAAGAAUAUUUAUUUGAGGUGUGAAGCCUCCAGUGUAACGUUUUUAUUAUUAGAACAAAGAUAUGUUCCGAUUGUAUGCUUUAUUGUAGAAAGCGAUCCAAGGGCCUCCAUCUGUUAUUAUUUUCAGCACUAGCUGGUCCUCUUACCAAAUAUCACACUGAUCAAUAUGUUUAGGAGAUGGGGUUCCAUGCUGUGACUGAGGAAAUAGUUAUCAUCUGGAUAUCAUUGUAUAGUCUAUUUUCUAAAGUUAUGGAUUCCCACCAGCAUUUAGACCUGGUCAGUCAGAGGGGAAAGUAGAUUCCUUGGUUUCCCGCCGCAUUCACUGCCCUGUGACUGUUUCUCAUUUCAAGUCAGCAUUGCGAAUGAUGGAUUUGUUGUGAUAAAAGGGGCAGGAUAUCAUUAAGGCUGUUAUUUACAGACAAUGGACUGUCUUCAAUGGUUUAAUGAGGUCUCUAAUGAUCCUGUCUUCCACAAUCUUUAUUUUAAGUAAAGUUUAUUUGAAAUGAAA
Messenger RNA from Amblyraja radiata (thorny skate), 4226 nucleotides. It is a transcript of the gene ell, whose product is annotated as elongation factor RNA polymerase II. The transcript is spliced from 12 exons. The record is from RefSeq and is a predicted model, not a curated record. Gene Ontology annotation, cellular component: transcription elongation factor complex. Lineage: Eukaryota; Metazoa; Chordata; Chondrichthyes; Rajiformes; Rajidae. Gene Ontology annotation, molecular function: cis-regulatory region sequence-specific DNA binding. Gene Ontology annotation, biological process: transcription elongation by RNA polymerase II; snRNA transcription by RNA polymerase II; positive regulation of transcription elongation by RNA polymerase II. Bases 29 to 1933 code for a protein of 634 amino acids.